This is a messenger RNA of Fragaria vesca subsp. vesca, 2080 nucleotides long. RefSeq lists its product as uncharacterized. Gene Ontology annotation, molecular function: nucleotide binding. NCBI's taxonomy places the organism in Eukaryota, Viridiplantae, Streptophyta, Magnoliopsida, Rosales, Rosaceae. Gene Ontology annotation, biological process: double-strand break repair via homologous recombination; resolution of meiotic recombination intermediates. The transcript is spliced from 8 exons. Gene Ontology annotation, cellular component: RecQ family helicase-topoisomerase III complex; nuclear body. The record is from RefSeq and is a predicted model, not a curated record. The coding region runs from base 1 to 1941 and encodes 646 amino acids.
AUGAUAAGAAGACGACUCCGGCUGAGCUACUCUUCCGGCGAAGAAGAGGCAGCACCGCCACCGCAAUCAUCCACCGUGACUCACCCACCCGUUACCCAAGCCCGUCCGAACCCUUACCCCUCCGAACCACUCCCGAUUUCCUCCGACGACGAGGAGUUCAUCGACGUCUCCGACAACCUCUCGCCGCCGUCUCCUGAGUUUCCCGAAUCCCAUAAUCCACGGCCGCCUCCACCGAGCUCCGGCGGUUGUCCGAUUGGCCAGUUUCUCCAGGGACUUGGCUUGAGGCUGAAGCGGGAGUGGUUGGAUGGUUGCGCUUUGGGGCUACAGCAAUCCGUGCCGGGUUUUCGAAACCUCGAUGCGGCGGCGAAGGCCAAGCUCUGCUUCGAGCAGUUUUUGGUUUCGGAUAUGAAUCUCUCCGGAGGUGGUGUGCUCCCUCAGAAUGUGGCCUCUCUUCAUCUUGUUGAUCUUCCUGGACCUUAUGUGUUGCAGGUUGAUGAAAUUGUCAACAUUAGCAAUCCUUUGAAGAUCAGGUAUCAGAAAGCCUCGGCUGGACACAAAAGGUGCCUGAAGCUGUCCAUGACCGAUGGUGUCCAACGUGCUUUCGGCAUGGAAUACAGGCCCAUUCAGGCCCUUGAUGCUUUGGCUCCUGCUGGAUUGAAGGUUGUUGUGUGCAAUGUACAUAUACGCCAUGGACUUCUUAUGCUGGUCCCUCAAUCUCUAGAAGUUCUGGGAGGAUUUGUUGAAGAGCUGGAUGCGGCACGAAAAAGGCUUGUUGAUGAGGUGAAUCAGCCACCAAGGGGAAACAGAACCAGGAAUGGAUUAGUUCCUCCUCUAGCGAAUAGGGCAGCCCUUGCCGGGUGGCCUCCUGAUGGUGUUCAUGUUGCUGGACAGGCUAAUACUUCCACAUUGGAAGCCCCAACCCCCCUUCAGGCGUCUAACCAAGGUGCUGGUAGAAAUAGCAUUCCGAUAAAUACCCAAGAGACUGUUCCUCUACGUGCAGAACAUGCUGUUUAUCAUCCAUCAUCUAUUAUUGAUGAUGAUAUGUCUAUGGAUUCUAUUCCCAAUAGCAGAGAAAAUGCUGUACCCAACCCAUCUUCUAGUGACCUUGGUGUUCAGAGACUCCAUAUUAAUAUCGUUCCUUUUACGAGGGAAAAUCCAGUGCCUAAUACUGCCAUUGCUAACCCACCCAACCUACCUUUUGAGGAUGCUUUGGAUAUUGAAGAGGACAUUGACACUGAUCCUGUAUCUAUUAGCCGUAGAACUCAUAGGUCUCAUCCAUCAAUUUUGGAUGAUGAUGAUGAUGAUGAUAUCCAUUUGGUUGAUGCGGAUGAAACUCACCCAUCCUCGGAUGCUAUUAUGAAUGAAGAGGAUACCAAUAUCGUGAAUGAGGUGGAGCACCCACUCCUACUGCUUGGAGAGCGAGAACCCCCUUUUGUUUACCUAUCUAGUUUGUUUCUCAGGUUGGGUACCAGUAACAUUCAAUCUGUACGAGGAAAGGUUAAGUGUUGUUUGACUGGCGUCAAGUCUUUCAAAUAUGAGCAGAAAUAUGAUCUCCGGGCAUACAUUGAUGAUGGCGGUAUGAUAUCAGAGAUUCUCAUUGAUCACGAUGUUGUACAGAAAAGGAUAGGCCAUUCUCCUGAGGCUGUCAAGGCCCGUCUUUCUUCCCCAGAUAAGGCUGUAGUGUCUAAAAUGAAGGCGAAUAUGAAGAAUUUCCAAGUUUUCUUAUCAAAUUUCGAGGGGAUAAUACUCAUUGAGAUGAGUAAAGGCUCUGAUCUUCCGGUUGCCCUUGAGAUGAAUCAGGGCUGUCUGUCAUCUGAUGCAUGGCUGCUUGUGAGGAGACUAAAGGGCACCCCUCCGGCUCAGACAUCAGAAAGUCACUCCUUGCGCCUGGCUCAGACGUCACAAAGACUGUCCUCAUGCCCCAUUGAAAUAUCUCCCUAAUUGCUGAAUAUCACUUUAGUUUAGGCAGGUGCUAUUGCUGUCCUUGUUUGUACGAUAGGAAAUGUUCCUAUUGUGAAAUCUUGUGUCAGCGAUUUACACAUCUAAAAAUAGGUUGGUACGAUCUUAGCUUCUUAAUUGA